This is a messenger RNA of Rubroshorea leprosula, 1134 nucleotides long. Lineage: Eukaryota; Viridiplantae; Streptophyta; Magnoliopsida; Malvales; Dipterocarpaceae. The record is from the annotation of a GenBank genome assembly.
GGUCACUUUUCAUGACAAGUCUAAAUGUAAAGCUUUACUUGUUCGAUUUGAUGAGGACAAGGAUAUCGCUGUUUUGCAUGUACCUAAAAAAAAUCUAAGGCCCUUAAGUCAUGGUGACUCUUCUAAAUUGCAACAUGGUGACAAAGUGACUGCUAUUAGCAACCUUUAUGGAAUGUAUCCUAGUUCCUGUACAGAUGGUAUUAUCAGUUUUGUUGGCAGAGAUGUUGAUGUUGAACCUAUUGGCCAGAAAAGUCAGAAGUUUAUACAAACAAAUGCUGCUAGCACUAAGGGUAGUAGUGGAGGGGCCCUGGUAAAUCAAUUUGGAGAGUUGAUUGGGAUGAUUACACGUGUACAGAAGACCUUUUCUGACGCAUCAGGUGGGGUUGCCUUUGCAAUUCCACUUGAUAGGGUAGUUGAUGUUGUUCACCAGCUGUUGAGUAAUGAUGGUAAAGUGGAACGGCCUUUUUUAGGGAUUUUGUAUGGUGGACGAGAGCUACGUGUGAAAAUGGAAAAGUUGGGAAUGAAGGGGGUGGCCUUUAAAGAUGCUCCUAAAGAAGGUCCAGCUGGAAGAAAGAAGCUGGUACCAACUUCAUAUAUUCGUGGUGGUAAGGAACUCAAAUUGGGUGAUAUAAUAACAUCUGUGAAUGGGAAAGAGGUCACUAAUGGCUUGGAUUUGAUUAGAAUUCUUGAAAACUGCAAAAUUGAUGAGGAGGUUACUCUGGAGAUGACCAGUGGCAGUAGCAAGAAGAGGAAGCGUAGGCCUAACAAGAAGACGGUCCAUGUAAAACUUGAGUCAAAGUCAAAGCUUGAGGAAACAGCAGGUCGGAAGUGGGGGGCAAAUUAUAUUUAACUACAGUUUGAACACAAUAAAAUGUCAUUGUUGUUCUUUUGUAUUAAAUCCGGAAGUCACCGUUGGAUUUCAAUUAGUUCAUAAUUGAGUCAUGUUGUAUUCCAUGAAAGGACAUGUGACUGGCUUAGUUUAGUAGCUUGAUAGUCUAUCAUCUACUUUCUUGAUCCUAUUUCUUCUCUUAAUAGAGUAAUGUUACUAUUGUGAACAACUUGGAAAUGAAGCUUCCAACAAAGACUUCUUUAUGUAAAUGUCUCAUAUUUUGUUGUCAGAUCCAAAUUUCUUGC